AGGAAGGCAGCCCUGCCAGCAGGAGGGUCCUCAGUCACCUUCACCUUCCUGUGUGCUGCUCUGGGGUUCCUGGCUGACCCCAGGGGAACAAGAACCCCUACACUGUGGUUCCCCUGGGCUCCUCAGCCCUGAAAGUGAACACCCACAAGGCGUCCAUGGCCCCAGGAAGCCUGGCUCUGCGUUCAAACCACCCAUGUGCCUCCUCCCAGCCUCAGUUUACCCCCGGGGGUGGGUCCCCAAGUCUAGGCCAGUCUGCCUGCGGGGAGGUGCCCCAUGCACCUGCAGACCCCACCCACCUGCAACCGCAAGGCCUGUGCCGGCCUGUCCCACCUGGUCCAGGGCGGAAAGGGUGCGGGUCCCCCGGGGAAGGGGGGUGAGGGCGGGGCCUGACGGACAGGGAGCUUAUAAGUGGGGCUCCGGGCUGGAGGCUCGCUGUCACCUCUGCCCCCAGCUGGGACAGGCGGCCUGCAGGAGCCCCCGGGGUUCAGAGGCUGACAGCGGGUGGAGCCACUCAGCCCAGCGCUGUCCGACCGUCCGGCUGUCGUCUGUCCGGCCAGAGCACCCUCUCCAUCCAUGGGUGGCGGAGACCCGGGGGCGUCGUUCGGGGGCUGGGACUACACGGUGUUCGCAGCCAUGCUGCUGGCGUCCACGGGCAUCGGGCUGGGGGUGGCCCUGGUGCGGGGCGGGCAGCACAGCGCCGACGACUUCUUCACCGGGGGCCGGCGGCUGGGCGCGCUGCCCGUGGGGCUGUCGCUGGCCGCCAGCUUCAUGUCGGCAGUGCAGGUGCUGGGGGUCCCGGCCGAGGCCUACCGCUACGGCCUCAAGUUCCUGUGGAUGUGCCUGGGCCAGCUGCUCUGCUCGCUGCUCACGGCCGCCUGCUUCCUGCCCGUCUUCUACCGCCUGGGGCUCACCAGCACCUACCAGUACCUGGAGCUGCGCUUCAGCCGUGCGGUGCGCCUCUGCGGGACCCUGCAGUACCUGGUGGCCACGGUGCUGUACACCGGCGUCGUCAUCUAUGCCCCGGCGCUCAUCCUCAACCAGGUGACCGGGCUGGACAUCUGGGCCUCCCUGCUGUCCACGGGCGCCAUCUGCACCUUCUACACGGCCGUGGGCGGCAUGAAGGCCGUGGUGUGGACCGACGUCUUCCAGGUGGCCGUCAUGCUGACCGGCUUCUGGGUCAUCCUGGCCCGAGCAGCCCUGCUGGCAGGGGGGCCCCGGCGGGCACUGACGCUCGCCCACAACCACUCGAGGAUCAACCUGCUCGACUUUGACCCGGACCCGCGGAGCCGCUACACCUUUUGGACCUUCGUGGUGGGCGGCACCCUGGUGUGGCUGUCCAUGUACGGGGUCAACCAGGCGCAGGUGCAGCGCUAUGUGGCCUGUCGCAGCGAGAGGCAGGCCAAGCUGGCCCUGCUGGUCAACCAGCUGGGGCUGCUGCUCAUCGUGUCGAGCGCGGCCUGCUGCGGCAUCGCCAUGUUCGCGCUCUAUGUGGACUGCGACCCCCUGCUCGCCGGCCGCAUCUCGGCCCCGGACCAGUACAUGCCCCUGCUGGUGCUGGACAUCUUUGAGGACUUUCCUGGGGUCCCCGGGCUGUUCCUGGCCUGCGCCUACAGCGGCACUCUCAGCACGGCGUCCACCAGCAUCAACGCCAUGGCCGCCGUGACGGUGGAGGACCUGAUCCGGCCCCGCCUGCCCCGCCUGGCGCCCCGGAAGCUGGUGCUGGUCGCCAAGGGGCUGUCGCUCAUCUAUGGUUCUGCGUGUCUCACUGUGGCAGCACUGUCCUCUCUGCUGGGGGGCGGGGUCCUGCAGGGCUCCUUCACUGUCAUGGGCGUCAUCAGCGGCCCGCUGUUGGGUGCCUUCAUCCUUGGGAUGUUCCUGCCGGCCUGCAACACUCCGGGGGUGCUCUCGGGCCUGGCGGCCGGCCUGGUGCUAUCACUCUGGGUGUCCGUGGGUGCCAGCCUGUACCCCCCCAGCGCGCAAAGCAUGGGGGUGCUGCCUGCCUCCAUCACCGGCUGCCUGGUGCCCAGUGCCAAUGCCUCGAAGCACCAGGGAGAGCUCCUCCUCCGGACCAACGUGACCAGUGGGCCCGAUGGCACCCCUGAGGGGCCCCCGGGCCGGCCGGCACUGGCCGACACCUUGUACGCCGUGUCGUACCUGUACUACGCGGCCCUGGGCACCGUGAGCACUGUGCUGGCCGGGGCCCUGGUCAGCUGCUUCACGGGCCCCACCAAGCGGGGCACCCUGGGCCCCGGGCUGCUCUGGUGGGACCUGGAUGCCCAGCCGCCCCCCGCGGCCCCCCGGGAGGAAGUGGCCAUGCUGGACGCAAGCCUGGACAAGAGGCUUCUGGGCCUGAGCCCGGGAACCAAGAAGCCCCGGGCCUUCUUGCCUGGCGGGGAGGACCAGUUGCUGGUCCCAGGCUGCAAGGAUCAGAACGGCGACCUUGACCGUGACCUUGACCCACACCGAGAGUCCAACCUCUGAGCCCCGCCCCUAAGCGGACGGCCAAUCGCGAGCAAGCGCCCCAGACCUGCAGGCUCUGGUUGGAUGGGACGCACGUAUAUGUAAAUGGGCUCCGCACGAGACUCCACCCCCAGAGGUCAUUGUAGCCAGUCCUUGCACCCCUGCCGGCUCCCACCCAUAGCCUAGGACGCCCCCAAAGCCCAACUUUAAAGUCCGUCCACGGGAAUGUCUGCACCCCACCCAGGAUGGGGAACCCCCUUUACCCCGUUUCUAGGGAAACUGACGCCCAGCGAGGGACCCAGGUCACUAAGCAACCAGGGGGACACCUCCACAGGGGGGUACCUGGCACAGCCCCCCUCCGCCUCCUCGCCCAUGUGUUCCCCCCAACGUCCACUUCCAGGGGGCUUGGACGGAGAAGCAGGCCUCCCCCACUUCACUAACCCCAUCUCAGCCCUGAGAAUGGGGGUGUCGGGGCUGCCCUGGCUCCCAGGUAGCGGGGUGCAGGCUGGGGGUUCUCUCUCUCUCCCAGGAGCCUGCCCGGCGGAGCUCUGCA
Messenger RNA from Erinaceus europaeus (western European hedgehog), 3013 nucleotides. It is a transcript of the gene SLC5A5, whose product is annotated as solute carrier family 5 member 5. Lineage: Eukaryota; Metazoa; Chordata; Mammalia; Eulipotyphla; Erinaceidae. The record is from RefSeq and is a predicted model, not a curated record. Gene Ontology annotation, molecular function: symporter activity. Gene Ontology annotation, biological process: iodide transmembrane transport; sodium ion transport. The coding region runs from base 574 to 2481 and encodes 635 amino acids. Gene Ontology annotation, cellular component: membrane. The transcript is spliced from 15 exons.